AGCUCCAGCAGCAGCUCCAGCAGCAGCUCCAGCAGCAGCACCGGCAGCAGCUCCAGCAGCAGCACCGGCAGCAGCUCCAGCAGCAGCACCGGCAGCAGCUCCAGCAGCAGCACCGGCAGAACCUCCAGCAGCAGCACCGGCAGCAUCUCCAGCAGCAGCGCCGGUAGCAGCUCCAGCAGCAGCGCCGGUAGCAGAACCGGCAGCAGCUCCAGCAGCACCACCGGCAGCAGCUCCAGCAGCAGCUCCGUUAGUAGCACCGGAAGCAGCUCCAGCAGCAGCACCGGAAGCAGCUCCAGCAGCAGCGCUGGUAGCAGAACCGGCAGCAGCACCGACAGCAGCUCCAGCAGCAGCACCGGCAGAACCUCCAGCAGCAGCACCGGCAGCAUCUCCAGCAGCAGCGCCGGUAGCAGCUCCAGCAGCAGCGCCGGUAGCAGAACCGGCAGCAGCUCCAGCAGCACCACCGGCAGCAGCUCCAGCAGCAGCUCCGUUAGUAGCACCGGAAGCAGCUCCAGCAGCAGCACCGGAAGCAGCUCCAGCAGCAGCGCUGGUAGCAGAACCGGCAGCAGCACCGACAGCAGCUCCAGCAGCAGCACCGGCAGAACCUCCAGCAGCAGCACCGGCAGCAUCUCCAGCAGCAGCGCCGGUAGCAGCUCCAGCAGCAGCGCCGGUAGCAGAACCGGCAGCAGCUCCAGCAGCACCACCGGCAGCAGCUCCAGCAGCAGCUCCGUUAGUAGCACCGGAAGCAGCUCCAGCAGCAGCACCGGAAGCAGCUCCAGCAGCAGCGCUGGUAGCAGAACCGGCAGCAGCACCGACAGCAGCUCCAGCCGCAGCACCGGCAGCAGCGCCAGCAGCACCACCGGCAGCAGCUCCAGCAGCAGCUCCGGUAGUAGCACCGGAAGCAGAUCCAGCAGCAGCACCGGAAGCAGCUCCAGCAGCAGCUCCAGCAGCAGUGCCGGUAGCAGCGUCGGUAGCAGAACCGGCAGCAGCACCAAUAGCAGCUCUAGUAGCAGCACCGGCAGAGCCUCUAGCAGCAGAACCGGCAGCAGCACCGACAGCAGCUCCAGCAGCAGCACCGGCAGCAGCUCCAGCAGCAGCGUCGGUAGCAGAACCGGCAGCAGCUCCAGCAGCAGCGCCGGUAGCAGAACCGGCAGCAGCACCGACAGCAGCUCCAGCAGCAGCACCGGCAGAACCUCCAGCAGCAACUCCAGCAGCAGCUCCGGCAGCAGCACCGGCAGCAUUACCGGCAGCAGCACCGGCAGCAGCUCCAGCAGCAGCACCGGCAGCAGCACCGGCAGCAGCUCCAGCAGCAGCACCGGCAGCAGCUCCAGCAGCAGCACCGGCAGCAGCUCCAGCAGCAGCACCGGCAGCAGCUCCAGCAACAGAACCGGCAGCAGCUCCAGCAGCAGCGCCGGCAGAACCUCCAGCAGCAGCACCGGCAGCAGCUCCAGCAGCAGCGCCGGUAGCAGCUCCAACAGCAGCGCCGGUAGCAGAACCGGCAGCAGCUCCAGCAGCAGCGCCGUCAGAACCUCCAGCAGCAGCACCGGCAGCAGCUCCAGCAGCAGCGCCGGUAGCAGAACCGGCAGCAGCUCCAGCAGCAGCACCAGCAGCAGCUCCAGCAGCAGCACCAGUAGCAGCUCCAGUAGCAGCACCGGUAGUAGCUCCAGUAGCAGCUCCAGAAGCACCUCCAGCAGCAGCAACGGCAGCAGCUCCAGCUCCAGCAGCAACGCCGGUAGCAGCUCCAGAAGCACCUCCAGCAGCAGCUCCAGUAGCAGCUUCCGCAAUGGCGCCGGUUGUAGCUCCAGAAGCAGUGUCAGUAGUAGUUCUAACAGCAGCACCGGAUGACUCUCCGAUCGCAGCGCCAGUAGUAGCACCGGUAGAAGCUCCGAUAGCACCUACGGUAUCGGCACCAGAAGCUGUCGUGGAAACUUCUUC
This is a messenger RNA of Drosophila mojavensis, 1932 nucleotides long. RefSeq lists its product as uncharacterized. Lineage: Eukaryota; Metazoa; Arthropoda; Insecta; Diptera; Drosophilidae. The annotation marks the transcript as partial. The record is from RefSeq and is a predicted model, not a curated record. The transcript has a single exon.